This is a messenger RNA of Cannabis sativa, 895 nucleotides long. RefSeq lists its product as uncharacterized. Gene Ontology annotation, molecular function: nucleic acid binding; zinc ion binding. NCBI's taxonomy places the organism in Eukaryota, Viridiplantae, Streptophyta, Magnoliopsida, Rosales, Cannabaceae. The transcript has 2 exons. Bases 34 to 594 code for a protein of 186 amino acids. The record is from RefSeq and is a predicted model, not a curated record.
AUUAAUUUUUCUAGCAUAUACUUCACAACUGAAAUGUGGAGAAAGACUUACGAACCAAUGAUACAUCCAAUACCUGAUGAAUCUAUGUGGAUUAGAAAUGAUUAUGAUUAUGAGCCUUUGUUGCCCCCAAUAAUUAAAAACCAACCAGGUAGGCCAAAAAAAUACCGCAGAAAGAGAGUGGCUGGAGAAGAAAGGGUUGUGAAGCCAGUUUCUAGUACAAAGAGGUGCAAAAAAUGUAACCAACUUGGUCAUAACAGUCGUUCAUGCAGCAUGACACCGCUCAUGAAAGAGCCAACAACUCCAACUUCACCUACAAGACGAGGCAACGGAAGAGGAAGUGAACAAGGCAAGGGACUAAGCAAGGAUCAAGCUACAACUUUUGAUGCACCACCAAUGACAAGUUCUGAACCGGUUAACAAAAAGAGAGGCAGGGGGAGACCACGUGGUAGAGGUCAUGGAAGAAUACAUUAUACAACAAAUCAGGAAAAUUAUCAACCUCAAGAAAGUAUUGAAGAACAUACUUUAAAGAAUGCAGAGGAGCUUAAUAUACAUGGAGCACCCUCGGAUCUUUUCCAGUCACAACCUACCCAAUGAAGUUUGUGGAGUUGCCAAAUUUAGUGUCUUUUGAUUUAUAUGUUUGUAGUGAAAAAUGUAGGUUUAUUAGGAUUACAUGUUUGAUUAGUGCGUUGGACGCUAAAAAUUAGCAAGCUUACGUGUUUUGGUUAGUGCUUUUGACACUAAAAGUUAGCAAACUUACAUGUUUUGGUUAGUAAUUUAAACACUAAAAUGUAGCAGAUUUAUGUGUUUUUUUUAAAGGUUUAUGUAGCAGGUUUAUGUGUUUUGAGCAAGAAUACCCAAAAGGUAAAAAAUAUAUUUGGUUUUUAAGUUAUUUUUA